Molecule: messenger RNA, 900 nt
Organism: Dentiscutata erythropus
Lineage: Eukaryota; Fungi; Glomeromycota; Glomeromycetes; Diversisporales; Gigasporaceae
Source: the annotation of a GenBank genome assembly
AUGCGUCUUAUCAUCCGACAAGACUAUGAUCAGGUUUCUGAUUAUAUGGCAUCAUACAUCAAGGAUCGCAUCAUAGAAUUUAACCCAACCACCGACCGUCCCUUUGUUCUUGGACUACCGACUGGUUCCUCUCCCGUUGGUGUUUAUAAAAAUUUGGUCAAGUAUCAUCAAAAUGGUCAACUAAGUUUCAAAAAUGUUGUUACGUUUAACAUGGAUGAAUAUGUUGGCAUACCAAGAGAUCAUCCUGAAAGUUAUCAUUCGUUCAUGUGGCAUCAUCUCUUUAAGCACAUUGACAUCCUUCCUCAGAAUGUCCAUAUUCUUGAUGGUAACGCUGAUGAUCUUGAAGAAGAAUGCAAGAAAUACGAAGAACAAAUUAAAUCUUUUGGCGGUAUUGAAUUGUUUUUGGGAGGAAUCGGUCCCGAUGGUCAUAUUGCCUUUAAUGAACCUGGAUCUUCGUUGACUUCAAGAACUCGUGUUAAAACUUUGGCCUAUGAAACUAUCUUGGCAAACUCUAGAUUUUUUGACGGUGAUAUUAGUAAAGUUCCAAGAAUGGCUUUAACCGUUGGUGUAGGUACCGUGAUGGACUCUCGUGAAGUUGCUAUCAUCAUCACAGGGGCUCACAAAGCUAUCGCUUUAGCGAAAUGUAUCGAAGAAGGUGUUAAUCAUAUGUGGACCGUCUCAGCGAUUCAACUACAUCCUAAGGCCCUUAUUGCUUGUGAUGAAGACGCUACUCUUGAACUGCACGUUAAAACUGUUAAAUAUUUCAAGAGCCUUGAUCACGUAAUUAAUAACCUUAUUGGCCCUGAAAACGUUGGAUUACAGGGCAACAUCAAGAAAUAUCCUACACCUGAGGUUACACCAACUAGAGAAGAUUUUUAUAAUUGUCCUUUUCAGAAGUAA